AUGAGAAAAUACAAAAAAGUUAUUGGAUCUAAAAAGAAAAGGUAUGGGGACUAUACACAAGAUGCUAUUAAGAAUGCAAUUGUUGCAAUUCAUGAAGGUAAUAUGUCAAUUUGUGAAGCUUCAUCGUCAUUUAGCAUUCCUAAGUCAACAUUACAUCGUAAACUUAAAGGAAUUCAAAUGAGACCUAUCGGCCACCCACCAAGCUUGUCCCCUGAGGAAGAAAGAUCUUUUGUAAAACAUCUUAUUGUGGUAGCAGAGUGGGGGUUUCCUUUUUCAAAUCUAGACUUACACUUGAUGGUGAAAGCCUAUUUGGAUAAAGCUAACCGCCGAGUAAACCAAUUCAAAAAUAACAUUCCAGGGGAAGAUUGGGCAAGAAGUUUCUUAAAGCGCCAUUCAAACGAACUUAGUCGUCGGCAUUGUCAAAAUAUUAAAACUCCGCAUGCAGAAAUGAAGAAAGAGGACUUUGAAAACUACUUUGAAAAUCUCAGUCAGGUCAUAACAAAUGCCCCCCCUGAAAACAUCCUUUAUUAUGAUGAAACAAACUUGUCUGAUGAUCCUGGACAAGAGAAGCUCAUCUUCAAAAGGGGAAAGAAGUAUCCAGAACGAAUUCAAAAUUAUUCCAAAGGGGUAUCAGCAUUAUGUUUGCAGGAACUGCUGCUGGAGAAUUACUACCCAGCUAUGUUGUUUACAAAGCUGCCAAUCUGUGGAACACUUGGACAACUGGAGGACCACGCAGGACUCGGUACAAUCGCUGAAAAAGUGGAUGGUUUGAUACAAUAUGUUUUGAUGAUUGGUUUCGAUCCAUUAUUUUGCCAUGGGCUAGGAAAAUUGAAGGCCCAAAAGUAAUGAUAGGGGACAAUUUGUCAAGUCACUUUUCCAGUGAUGUAUUAGAUUUAUGCGAACAGGAGAAUAUUUCCUUUGUCUGCUUGGUGCCUAAUAGCACUCACCUUUCUCAACCCCUAGAUGUCGCUUUUUAUGGGCCACUAAAGCGUAAAUGGCGUAAAACCUUAAAAGAAUGGAAAUUACAGAACACAGGCCAAGGUACAUUACCUAAAGAUGCUUUUCCGAGGCUCUUAAAAGAGCUUGAAGAAUCUCUAAAUCUGGGUAUUUUUAGGGAAAGUUCAGAGGAAAGUAAAUAAUGAAUGUUAUGUCCAAUGUCUCGAAAAACCAUUUGGUGUGAAAGAACCACAAAGUCUUGAGGAAGACAGUCAAGCAGUCUUUUAUGAAAAAGUCUUUGAGACUGAUGUGCAACCUAAAUUGACAAAGGUUGGAAGAGGAUGGGAAUAUACCUAUUAA
Paramuricea clavata is the source of this 1296-nucleotide messenger RNA. The record is from the annotation of a GenBank genome assembly. Lineage: Eukaryota; Metazoa; Cnidaria; Anthozoa; Malacalcyonacea; Plexauridae.